Messenger RNA from Polyodon spathula (Mississippi paddlefish), 3682 nucleotides. RefSeq names its product nectin cell adhesion molecule 1b (gene nectin1b). The record is from RefSeq and is a predicted model, not a curated record. Gene Ontology annotation, biological process: homophilic cell-cell adhesion; heterophilic cell-cell adhesion; protein localization to cell junction. The coding region runs from base 750 to 2411 and encodes 553 amino acids. Gene Ontology annotation, cellular component: adherens junction. The transcript is spliced from 6 exons. Lineage: Eukaryota; Metazoa; Chordata; Actinopteri; Acipenseriformes; Polyodontidae.
UGUCGAGUCAGAUGCUCUGUAGCAUUCGUGCUGAGGCGCUCCUGCAAACAAGGCGUUUCCAACAGGCUGGAAUCACACAGGGAAGAAAGGCACUGGAAUACUGGGAGGGAAAACGCCGCUGUCGCAUCUGCAACCAGAGAGAAAGAAAAUAACCAGCCCCGCACACAACCAAACAGACAUACGUCAAUCUAUCCUUAGCGCAUUUCGCUAUGCCGGGAAGAUGGCUUUUUGAAACUUGUAUUUCAGCAGUUUCGAAAAAGAUCUAACGAGGGGAUCAAACUAAAGCUUUGGAAAACGACUUGCGUUUUUGGUUUCUUUGAUAAAGAGAGGGGGGAAAAAAAAAAAACUGCCGUUCUGCUUCGGGAACUUGCAGCCGCUUCGACCUCCAAAAUAAUCACCCCCGCCCAGCUCUCCUUCUUUCUCCCUCACAGGGGGACGCGGUACAGGGGAAGACAAGGGACGCAGAGAGAGGGAUACAGUCGCAUCGUUGUUGGAGCUUUGGAACAGUUAUUGGUGUGUGGAUUUUAAAAUGCUGUGCAUUGUGGAAUCCUGAACUUAUUUUUUGUUUUUUCUUGAAAGAGGAAUUUUUCCCCUGUGCUUGGCUUGGCUUGGCUACCCGCGUACUUCACACGUAUGACUAAAGCAUUCGUUUUGCAUUGGCCGCUCCAGAAAUAAGGGGGGCAUAGCUGUGUUAUUAGCACGCAUUUCACUGUAAUACAAGUGCGAAUCCCGGAUUACGCCGGGUUUGGAUGGGAGGAGAGAUCGCAGUACAGCUGCAUCCAGUCGUUAGCGCUGCUUUCUCCGCGCUCGCUAUUUAUUAUUAUUAUUAUUAUUUUUUUUUUAGAUAUUUAUAUUUUCCCCAAAUGAAAACACAUUCGCAGCGGAAAACCCGGAGAUUUCAGGACAGAGACAUGGCCGCGUUGAUACUGCCCAGUUUCUGGAUAUCCCUGCUGGCUGUAACUUUAUCAGCCGCACAAUCCCAGGUGGUCCAAGUGGACGACAGCGUGUCCGGCUUCGUGGACACAGAAGUGGUCCUGAGCUGCACCUUCUCAAACACCAACCCCAACGUGAAGAUCACGCAGGUCACCUGGCAGAAGCUGCUCAAUGGCACCAAGCAGAACGUGGCCAUCGCCAACCCCACCAUGGGCGUGUCCGUGCUGCCGCCGUACAAGGACCGCGUGACCUUCCGCAACCCCGCCGUGGGGUACCGCACCCCCUCCCUGGAGGACGCUACCAUACGCCUGUCCGGCCUGAGGCUGUCCGACGAGGCUGCUUACAUCUGCGAGUACGCGACCUUCCCAACCGGCAACCGGGAGAACCAACUCAACCUCACCGUGCUGGCCAAACCCGUCAUUCAGAUGACGCUGACCUCCCCAACCAUUAUAGCCCAGGCCGGUCAGACCAGUAAGAAGACGGUUGCCACCUGCGUCUCGUCCAAUGGCAAGCCCCCGAGCGUGAUCACCUGGGAGACGAAGCUGAAGGGGGAACCCACCUUCCAGGAGACGCGCAACCCGAACGGCACGGUGACCGUGCGCAGCAACUACCUGGUGGUGCCGAGUCGAGAGAUCCACCAGCAGCAGCUUACCUGCAUCGUGAACUACCAAAGCGAGAGGACUACCCACAGCCUCACCCUCAACGUGCUCUACGAGCCUGAAGUGACUAUUGAAGGAUUUGAUGGAAACUGGUACCUGAACCGACAAGACGUUAAGCUCACCUGCAAGUCUGACGCCAACCCUCCAGUCACUGUGUACCAGUGGAAGCUGCUGAAUGGUACGAUGCCCGUCAACGUGGAGGUCCUCAACAGCACCCUGUUCUUCAAGGGGCCCGUGACGAGCGAUUUGGCUGGAACAUACGUGUGCGAGGCUGCCAACGUGAUCGGGACACGCUCCGGGCUUGUGGAGGUCAACGUCACAGAAUUCCCUAACAUUCCCGGGGGCCCCAGGAUCCCGCCCGAUGAGCCCAGUUCUGGCCCGGUGGCAGUCAUCGGGUGCGCUGUGGGGGGAGUGAUCCUGCUGGGGCUGGUGGCCGUGGUGCUCUUCGUGUUCCUGCGGAGGCGCCAGCGCACCUUCAAGGGCGACUACAACACCAAGAAGCACGUGUUCGGGAAUGGCUACAGCAAAGCGGCUGGGCUGCCCCAUCACCCCCCGAUGCCCCAGAGCCUGCAGUACCCCGACGAUUCUGAUGACGAGAAGAAGCCGGCAGCCAUCAGCGGCCUAGGGGUCGAGCAGGAUUUCGACCCCGACUCAGAGGAUCUGAAGAGGCCCUACUUCACGGUGGACGAAGGCGAGAGCCAUGAGGAUUUCGACGGGCGGACUCUCUCUUUCCAGUACGACCCGGAGCCCGAGAUCACAGACGACAUGGUCUCUCAGAACGACGGCUCGGUCAUUUCUAAGAAAGAGUGGUACGUGUAGCGGCAUGCAACCAAACCAACUCAACCCCCUCCGUGCCCUCCCUCCUCAUUAUCAACAGCAAACACCUUCUCCACCCGGGCCUCAGGCAUCCCAAAAAAUAGAAAUGAGGCUAAGAGCCUGUAACAACUUCUUCACAACGCAUCGUGAUACUAUUGUAACACACUGAAUAAUACUACUACCAAUACCAAUACGAAUAAUCAAAGGACUGUCGCUAGCUGUCAUAGACUUUUAACAGCUGGAAGGAUCCGUGCUUGAUGAGUGUUCUUUUGGGUUUGUUUUGUCUUUUUCGUUUGUUCUUUAUUUUUAUUUUUUUUUUACUUCAAUGUAUGGACUGUUUAAAAAUCAAAAGUGGUCAACAUUUAAACUUUUUGGGGAUGUAUUGUGAAAAGUCCUACACUGGAUGUAUGGUUUCUGUUGUUAUUAUUAUUAUGAUGAUUGUUAUUCUGAUUUAUAAUUUUGGUUUUGUUUGGUAGGUAACCCUAAUAGCAUUUGAUAUGGAGGAGAUGGGAUGGGAUGUAAAAGGAGGCCAGAUUUUCAGAAAGAUCAGUUUGUGUAACUUUUGUUAAGGAUUACAGUGAUGAGCGUAGAUCUGAAAACUGAUUCCACGCUACUGCAUCUGCCUCCAAACCCAAGGGGUUGGGUCAUUUAGCUGUAUAAUACAGUAUAGCCCGAAGUUAGUGGCACUUAAUUCCUAAAUAUCUCCAAACUGCAUCCCUCAUCCGCAGGCAGUCUGCACAGUACCUGGCUUGCAGAUGCUUGUUUUGAAGCUCAAAUAGGGCUGUGCAUUUCAUAAUGAUAUAACAGUGUAGUUUCUCAGAAAAGAUAGAUGCAACCAGGCCUAAUUUAGUGUUGAUUUUUUUAUAUAUAUUUUAUAUAUAUAUAUAUGUGUGAAUGUAAAUUCACUGAGUUGUGAAACAACUGCUUUUUUUAUUGAAUCACAAACUAUCGAGAGCUUCUAGCUGCGUCCUCCACGAAUGGAGCACGUCACCGAUGACAAGAAAUGUUUGAACUGAGGAUCUGGCUACCUUUCUGGGAAAGGGUGAUAGAGAGAGCAACAAUUUAAAAUAGAUAUCGUAAUAAUCAUCAUGAUGAAAAAGAGAACAAAAAACAGAACCCCAGAAAGAUCUACUGGCAAUGAAAAAGGGGUUGAUGUUCAGUUCCACUUUUAUGUAAGACAUCAGUACAGUAUUUUCAAUAUUGCAAUGUAAACCAUUUUUUCAUGUUGAAUAUCAUGUUGUAAUUGAAACAGUCAAUCUUAUAUUGCAUUUGUU